AUGGCCGAGCUUUAUGACGCCGCCACCCAACAUGGCCCGCAGGAUAUUGAAGAACUACCUCCUUCGGUUAAAGUAUAUCACUAUAAGGGUAUGGAUGACUUUUGUCGAGUCGUCUCACUUGAGCAUAAUCGUCUCUAUAGCUCUUCCCGCGCUGCACAAUGUACAAGAGCACGUGCCAUGGGUGAAAUUUGCGAAGGACGGCACAACCAUCUGAUUACGCUGCCACAGACGGACGGCACCCAGAGCGAUCACAUUAUUUUUAUCAUUCAGCCUUCGACUUUCAUACAAGAUUUCCUUAACCCAAUAACAGGUCAUCGAUUUCAUGGCAGGAUAUCUUUCAGUCCGAAAACAAACAUCCUUGUCUUGAAGAUGGCUCUCCCAGACCACAGUCAGGCCACACUGGCUUUUGAAGACACGCUCAAAAUGGCACUUCAGCAAAUAGACCUACAUCACGCGAUUUUCUCAUGGGGAAACGCGAGAUUGACCGGCGGAGAUGGCACAAUUAAGGAGGCAGAUGGGGGAUGGAGUCCACGAAGACCACCUCGCGGAGCUCCUAAGAGACCCUCGGUGGUUUUAGAAAUUGCAUCGUCAGAGACUUCGGCAAAACUUCGCCGCGAUGCCCACUACUGGGUAGAUCCAGCAAGAGGGCAGGCCAACAUGGCUAUCGGUGUCAAAGUCUUUUCCACAAACCCCCAGAUCACCAUCGAGCAGUGGGAGUGGAACUCUCAGCACUUCCGAGCCAUCCAAAAAGCAUGCUUGACCAUAACGAAAUUCGAUGGUAAAAUCCGCUUUGAUCCAGACCAGCCUACACCACAGCUGCUCAUCCCCUUUCACCUUCUAUUCCGACGGGCAGCGGAGAAUAAUAGAGAACGCGACAUAGUGUUUCCGACACAAGACCUCGUCGAAUUCGCUACUGUGGUGUGGGAAAUGCAAUCUGAGAAUUUACAUGCAUGA
This is a messenger RNA of Penicillium antarcticum, 954 nucleotides long. RefSeq lists its product as uncharacterized. NCBI's taxonomy places the organism in Eukaryota, Fungi, Ascomycota, Eurotiomycetes, Eurotiales, Aspergillaceae. The record is from RefSeq and is a predicted model, not a curated record. The transcript has a single exon. The coding region runs from base 1 to 954 and encodes 317 amino acids.